Anopheles coluzzii is the source of this 2340-nucleotide messenger RNA. RefSeq lists its product as uncharacterized. Gene Ontology annotation, biological process: proteolysis; DNA integration. The transcript is spliced from 5 exons. Gene Ontology annotation, molecular function: aspartic-type endopeptidase activity; nucleic acid binding. The record is from RefSeq and is a predicted model, not a curated record. Lineage: Eukaryota; Metazoa; Arthropoda; Insecta; Diptera; Culicidae. The coding region runs from base 1 to 2340 and encodes 779 amino acids.
AUGGUGAUCGACCGACGAACCAACCAGCGUUACCUGAUCGAUACUGGUGCCGAUGUCUCCGUGUUACCGAAGCCAGCCAACUACACCCCCCCGACGCCGUCCACCAUGCGACUGUUUGCAGCCAACGGUACUCCGAUCAUGGUAUUUGUAGACCUUCGACAGCGCUGUUUGGUGGAUGCCCAAACCAACCUACGUGUGCCAGGACUUCCGGAUACCACUCGCCAAACCGCCGUCAAGGUGUGCGACGCAAAUUCACCGAUGGCCGACCUGCUCAACGAGUUUCCUACACUCAUCACAAACUCACCGGGUGUGCGGAUGCAAUCCGAGGUGGUACAUCGUAUCGAAACAACGGGUCCUCCAACUUUCGCCCGUUCGCGUCGUCUUCCACCCGACAAGUACCAAGCAGCCAAAGCAGAAUUCGACUCUUCUAUCGGUCCCUCAACGCGCGUGGAUCUACAGAAAGCCUACCACCAGAUCUCCAUCCAUCCAGAGGACAUUCCGAAGACAGCGAUCAUCACUCCUUUCGGCCUAUUUGAGUACGUGACGAUGCCCUUCGGAUUACGCAAUGCGGCGCAGACGUUCCAACGGCUAAUCCACGAUGUGCUACGCGGCUUGAACUUUGUGUUUCCCUAUAUCGACGACAUUAUAGUGGCCUCGAAGACACCAGAAGAACAUCGCGAACACCUGCGACUGCUAUUUGCUCGCCUCACGCAGCACGGUUUGUCCAUCAACCUUGCGAAGUGCGAGUUUGCCCAGCCUGAGAUCUCCUUCCUGGGACACCGUGUUACGUCUGCAGGCAUCCUACCACUGGAAGAGAAAGUCGACACCAUACGUCAGUUCCCGAAGCCAAACACUGUCAUGGAGCUUAAGCGAUUUUUGGCGAUGAUCAACUUCUACAGGCGCUUCAUCCCCCACGCGCUGCGAGCACAAGGACCGCUCCUGGAGAUGAUUCCCGGCAACAAACGGCGAGAUAAGUCAUCGCUGACGUGGACCCCAGCUACCGACACGGCCUUUGAGGACUGCAAACGGCAACUUGCACAGGCUACCAUGCUGGUACACCCUGUACCAUCCGCCGAACUAUCACUGUGGUGUGAUGCUUCCGACUUCGCUGCCGGCGAUAUUCCAAGCUGUUUACUUGGCCGUCCGUUCACCACCGACAUCCGACAUGUUGAAGGCCAGGAAAACGUCACUGCCGACUUGCUGUCCCGAAUCGAACCCAUCCAGUCAUCAACAUCCAUCGACUACGAGAAAUUGGCCGAAGACCAGACUCGAGAUCCCGAGCUCGCCGACAUCCUCAGCGGGAAGACAAGGACGGACCUGGUCCUUCAACGAGUUCCAAUACCUGGCAGCAGCAUGGCUUUGUACUGCGAUUGCCCCGCCGGCAUCAUUCGUCCGUAUGUCACGAAACCGUUUCGUCAACAACUACUACGCGCGGUUCAUCAGAUGAGUCAUCCCGGAGCGAAAACUACCACGAAGCUGAUGACGGAGAGAUUCGUCUGGCUGAACAUCCGCCGAGAUACGCGAGAUUUCGUCCGCCACUGCUUAGCAUGUCAGGCUACGAAGGUGCAACGCCAUACCCGCAGCCCUCUAGGACGCUACCCGGUACCGGAUGCUAGGUUCGCACACAUCAACCUGGACCUGGUUGGACCGUUCCCGAUCAGCAAUGGACAUCGUUACUGCCUCACCAUCAUCGAUCGCUUCACACGCUGGCCAGAAGCUAUUCCCAUCCCUGACAUAACAUCAACGACUGUAGCCGCAGCCCUACUCAGUGGAUGGAUAGCUCGCUUUGGCGUUCCAUCGUUCAUCACCACGGAUCAAGGCAGGCAGUUCGAGUCGACGCUUUUCGCGGAGCUGAACCAGUUACUGGGCAUCAAACAUCUACGCACAACGGCUUAUCAUCCGCAGGCCAACGGCUUGAUAGAACGAUGGCACCGUACGCUGAAGGCAGCUAUUUGUACCAAAAACACCGCUCAUUGGACCGACCACCUUCCCAUCAUACUCCUUGGAUUGCGCACAGCGUACAAAGACGACAUCAAAGCUUCGCCAGCAGAGCUGGUUAAUGGAAGCACGCUAAAGAUCCCAGCGGAGUUUUUCAAUAGCAGCCCGAUGACCAGCCUGCCAGACACCACCGAUUUCACCAAGUCGCUUAAGUAUGCCAUGAACACCAUUCGCCCAACACAAACGGCCUGGCAUGACAAAGCAACACCCUUCGUCCAUUCGGAUCUUCGGACAUGCAGCCACGUCUUCGUCCGGAAUGACACCGUUCGCCCAGCCCUUACCCCGCCGUACCAAGGGCCUUACAAGGUGCUUAGGCGUAGUGACAACAACCCGAGCCAGUGA